ACUGACUCAUGUCCUAGAACACAAUCUGCAGAGUGAUGCUGGUGCUAGAUCAGAGGCUUCUAAACUGAUCAUCCUCUUGACUGAUGGAAAAUCUCAAGAUGAUGCCAGCCCAGCUGCACAGACCUUGAAGAACAUGGGAAUAAAGAUAUUUGCUGUUGGAGUGAAAAAUGCAGAUGAGGCAGAGUUGCGCCAGGUGGCCUCAGAACCUUUAGAGCUGACCGUAUACAAUGUACUGGACUUCCCUCUGCUCAGCUCUCUGGUUGGACGCCUUACCCGGGUUUUAUGUGCUCAGAUGAAGAAGAACAAGGAUGAGAAUGCAGGCAAGCCAGUAAAAGCCGUUCCAGUGAAUACUGGUGCCCAUCUGAGCCCAACCAAUCUUGUUUUAAAGGAGGUGACUUCCAGAAGUCUUCGCCUCACCUGGAACCCUCCUGUGAUACCACCCAAAAAAUACAGGGUUGUCUACUACCCCGCUAGGGGUGGUACUCCCAAAGAGGUAGUUUUAAAUGGGACAUCCUCUACUGCACAGCUCCUCAACUUGACCUCCCACACAGAAUAUCUUGUUUCUGUGUUCCCUAUUUAUGAAAAUGCUGUUGGAGAUGGACUCAGAGGCAUUACCUCAACCUUGCCUCUUUCUGCACCUGGUUCCCUCCGAGCUUCCGAAAUCAGCCACAACAGUGUAAGACUGACUUGGGAGCCAGCAGAUGGUGCUACUCAGUAUCUUGUUCUUUGUUCUUCAGCCCCCACUGGAGCAGAGGAUGACACUAAAGAGGUGAAAGUAGAACAGCCUGAAGUUCUACUUGAGGGUUUAUCCCCCAGCACUGAAUAUUCACUAGCAGUCUAUGCAAUGUAUGGGGAAGAUGCCAGUGAUCCGGCAAGCAUCCAGGAAACGACUUUGGCCCUAAGCCCUCCCAAACAUUUGCUUUUCUCCGACAUCAGCCAUGCCUCUGUCAAAGUCAAUUGGGAGGUGGCAUUCCAUGCUGUGAAAGCAUAUCGUAUAACUUAUGUCUCCAGCAGGGGAAGCAACACUGGGGAGGUGGAAGUUCCUGGCAAUGCGUCACUUGCUGUGCUGAAGCCUCUCUCAUCGCUGACGCAGUAUUUUGUCAGUGUGAUCUCCAUUUAUGAUGAAGGUGACUCCUUUCCAGUAACGGGCAAUGUUACUACAUUAAAGGUGCCACCUCCAAGCCAUCUGAAGGUCACUGAGCUCUCUGGUGGUGAGGUCCGGCUGGAAUGGGAAGCUUUGGCAGCCUCUGAUGUGGUUGUCUACCAGAUCAAAUGGAACGUGGUGGGUGAAGAGAAAGCACAGGAGCUGUCUGUUGCUGGAAACUUGGCAUCUUCACUUUUGUCUGGACUGAAGAAGAACACUGAAUACCAGAUAUCAAUUUGGGCCUAUUACAAAGAUGGAGCUCGAAGUGAUACUGUUUCAGUUCGACACAGGAUCACUGCCAAGAAUCCACCCACAAACCUCUUUGUGGAUUCAGAAACCCCCAGCAGCCUUCAAGUCCACUGGAAUCCACCCGAAGGAGCUAUUCAGCACUACAGACUCCUCUAUGCUCCAGAAAGUGGGAAGAAGCACCAGGAAAUGAUAACUGUUUCUGGGAGAAGCAGAUCUGUUACCCUCCAUGCUCUCCUUCCAAAUAGAUUAUACACAGUGACAAUUUCUGCAGUCUACGCUACAGGAGAAAGUGAUCCCGUAUCUGCUAUCGGUCACACAGCUUCAGUCUUGGCUAGACUGCCUACAUCAAGAGAAUCUGUUCCCUUCAGAACUGAGGGUUUCAACAUGAUGGAGGUAUUUGGACUGAUGGAGAAGGAGUAUGCUUCCAUCAAGGGGGUUGCUAUGGAACCCUAUAUUUUCCUGGGUACUCACACAUAUACCCUCUUCAGAGACAUCCAGCUGACCAGGAAAACAAGUGAAGUAUUUCCCUUUGGAUUUCCUGCUGAAUACACCAUCACUUUCCUUCUUCGCCUUCUGCCAGAAAGCCCCAGGGAAAGCUUUGCUGUGUGGCAGAUAACGGACGAGGAUUUCCAGCCUCUUCUUGGCAUCAUCCUUGACCCCAAUAAGAAAACCUUGAUAUAUUUUCAUCGGGAUUAUGAAACUGAUGUAGAAGAAGUCACCUUUGACCAACAGGAAGCGAAAAAGAUAUUCUAUGGAAGUUUUCACAAGGUGCACAUAUCGGUGAACCAUUCCAAGGUCAAGCUCUAUAUUGACUGCAAGAAAAUAGCCGAGAAACCGCUUGGAACCUCAGAGGCCAUCUCAACAGCUGGCUUUGUUAUGCUUGGAAAGCUAACAAGAACACGAGGGCCACGGAGUGGGUCUGCAGCAUUUCAGCUGCAAUCAUUGCAGAUCAUAUGCAGCAGCUUUUGGGCUGAAGAGGACCGAUGUUGUGAUGUCCCUGCACUGAGAGAUGAAGAGGUCUGCCCCAGCCUGCUUCCUUCCUGCAGCUGCACUUCAGAGAUCCCAGGUCUUCCAGGGCCCCCAGGUCCUCCGGGCAGUCCUGGAAGGAGGGGACCUCAGGGAGAACAGGGCGAGCCUGGUCCCAAGGGUGAGCCAGGUCCACCUGGUCAGGUUGGACCGGAAGGUCCAGGCGGACAUCAAGGGACUCCUGGUUCCCAAGGCUUGACUGUGCAGGGUCCUAUUGGACCACCAGGUAUUAAAGGGGACAAAGGAGACAAUGGCAGCCCAGGAAUACAGGGUCUGAUGGGUCCGCAGGGAGCUCCAGGGAAAGAUGGAAUCCAAGGGUCAAAGGGUGUUCGAGGACUGGAGGGCACAGCUGGACCACCAGGACCACCAGGACCAAGGGGUUUCCAAGGCAUUGCAGGUGCCAGAGGCAACCCUGGGGAAAAGGGACCCCCAGGAGAAGUUGGACCAACAGGGCUGCCUGGUCCAAAAGGAGAAAGGGGAGAGAAAGGCGAAGCACAGUCCUUGUCGACAAUCUAUCAUCUAGUUAAUCAGGCUUGUGAGCGCCUGAUCCAGUCUCAUGUGUUGAAGUUUGACUCAUUCAUCCAUGAACAUUCCCGGAAGCCUGUUCCCAUUUGGGAGGAUAAAUUGAAGCCAGGGGAACCUGGACCACCUGGUCUCCCUGGGCCUCCUGGCAUGAAAGGAGAAAGAGGAGAAGUUGGGAUGCCUGGGCAGCCUGGCAGAGAUGGAUACCCAGGAGAAAGAGGUGCCCCUGGACCCAAGGGGGAGAAAGGUUCACUUGGCGCAAAUGAGGAAGGCCUUCCAGGACCCAGAGGUCGAACAGGACCAGCAGGGGAAGAAGUACUUGGCAAGCAAGGUUCAAAGGGGGCCCCUGGGAGCACUGGAAUCCCUGGGUUUCCCGGGGCUAGAGGUCAACCUGGAGAACCUGGCCAUGCAGGAGACUGCCUGCCUUCUGGAUGCUCUGAAGAAAGUACAAGGGAUGUGGGCUUGAUUCCUUGAUGGAUUCCACAGAUCAGUACACUCAUCACCCCUGUUGUAAACUUCUAUUUACAAAAAGGACAGCAGCAACUUGGAAUUCCAUAUUUUUAAAAUGCUGAAUGCCAUGGUUUUUGUUGUUGUUUUCUAUUUGUUUCAUUGAAUAAAAUUGCCAGAUUGCCAACAGCUGAUAGUUGGGUCUGCUUGGA
Molecule: messenger RNA, 3600 nt
Organism: Sceloporus undulatus (fence lizard)
Lineage: Eukaryota; Metazoa; Chordata; Lepidosauria; Squamata; Phrynosomatidae
Gene: COL20A1
Product: collagen type XX alpha 1 chain
Exons: 31
Coding region: 134-3415 (1093 amino acids)
Molecular function (GO): protein binding
Source: RefSeq, a predicted model, not a curated record